This is a messenger RNA of Hypomesus transpacificus, 1381 nucleotides long. It is a transcript of the gene cops6, whose product is annotated as COP9 signalosome subunit 6. Bases 51 to 1001 code for a protein of 316 amino acids. Gene Ontology annotation, molecular function: metallopeptidase activity; protein binding. Lineage: Eukaryota; Metazoa; Chordata; Actinopteri; Osmeriformes; Osmeridae. The record is from RefSeq and is a predicted model, not a curated record. Gene Ontology annotation, biological process: protein deneddylation. The transcript is spliced from 10 exons. Gene Ontology annotation, cellular component: COP9 signalosome.
AGUGCCGUUCUACUGAAUGCGCCUGCGUACCUGUCAGUCGGUCGGACAAGAUGGCAACGAUCAAUGGUGGAGGAAUGGAGGUGGAUGGGGCAGCUAGCCCCAGUGUUAUGGCCUCGGGGGUGACUGGGAGUGUAUCGGUGGCCUUGCACCCUCUAGUGAUUCUCAACAUCUCAGACCACUGGAUACGUAUCCGUUCCCAGGAGGGGCGGCCGAUGCAAGUGAUUGGAGCGUUGAUUGGGAAGCAGGAGGGAAGGAACAUCGAGGUGAUGAACUCCUUUGAGCUGUUGUCCCACACUGUAGAUGACAGGGCGCAUAUUGAUAAGGAGUACUACUACACCAAAGAGGAGCAGUUCAAACAGGUCUUCAAGGACAUGGAAUUCCUGGGGUGGUAUACCACAGGAGGCCCUCCUGACCAAUCAGAUAUUCAUAUCCACAAGCAGGUGUGUGAAAUUAUUGAGAGCCCCCUGUUUCUCAAGUUGAACCCGAUGACCAAACAUACAGAUUUACCAGUCAGCGUCUACGAGUCUGUCAUAGACAUCAUCAACGGAGAGGCGACCAUGCUGUUUGCCGAGCUAACCUACACGCUGGCCACAGAAGAGGCCGAGAGAAUCGGUGUUGACCAUGUGGCGCGCAUGACCGCCACAGGCACCGGGGAAAACUCCACGGUGGCAGAACACCUCAUAGCCCAGCACAGUGCUAUCAAGAUGCUCCACAGCAGAGUGAAGGUCAUCCUGGAGUAUGUGAAAGCUGUUGAAGCGGGAGAGGUACCGUUCAACCAUGAGAUCCUCAGAGAAGCCAAUGCUCUUUGUCAUAGACUGCCCGUCCUCAGCACUAUCAAAUUCAAGACUGACUUCUAUGACCAAUGCAACGAUGUAGGCCUCAUGGCCUACCUAGGCACCAUAACCAAGACCUGCAACAGCAUGAACCAGUUCAUCAACAAGUUUAACGUCCUGUAUGACAGACAGGGCAUCGGUCGAAGGAUGAGAGGACUGUUCUUUUGAGGAAUGGAGAGAAUGUGUAAAGAACGGAUGACUUGGAAGAAAGAUGGAGUGGUCACAAGCACUGCAAAGUUUCAUUUGCUUGUCUGCGUUUUUUGUAAACACACUGACACACACUCAAGUGAAGAUUAGCUUCUUAUCAAACUGGUUUACUGUUUUCUAAGGUAGCCCACGCUUUAAGUGUCUCAAAGAGCACUUGUUUGUACCACUUAAGUGUACCGGAAGAAGAAAAAACAUGUACAAAAUUACUCACGUAAGCACUCAUUGUGUAUGUAUGUUGAGUAUGCACAUCAAUGGAUCCAUGUACAUGAACAGAAAUUACAUUUUCCCCUCAUGCUUUGUUUUGUUUUACUUUUUCUGUAAGUAAUAAAUGAUCUGCUGUU